Messenger RNA from Staurois parvus, 398 nucleotides. NCBI's taxonomy places the organism in Eukaryota, Metazoa, Chordata, Amphibia, Anura, Ranidae. The record is from the annotation of a GenBank genome assembly.
AUUCACUCUGUCUGGUCUCCCACAGUACAUAGAACAUGUGAAUGCAAUUAUUUUAGUAAAUAUAAACUACUAAAUACCUUUUCUCCUUCAAUCAGUGUUCAGCAAAGCACUGGUUAAAGCUUGUGGGAGUAGUUUUCUUUCUUCUCUAGGAGGAUGCAAAACCCAUGACCUCUGUCUGGACAGUUCUGAUUGGCCCUGUGCUGAUCACAUGCACUCUCUCAAGAAAAAAACAAAACCUCUCUAGCAAUACACAACUGAGCAUGAGGGGGACAUUGGAAGAAGGAGGAUCAGAGAAGUCAGGAUCAAACAGCAUUUUUAAACAAUGCAGAGGAUUAACCCCUUAGGUUCCACAGUGAGUAUAACAAGCAUACUUUACUGCAUAUACAGACUGAUUUAAC